AUCACAAAAGAAAGGAACCACAAAACUUCUCGAACCGCUUUCGCAGAGAUCCAUCACUCUCCAGUCUCCAGCGAAUUUUCCUGGUCAACUUUAGGAGAACAUUUUCCCGGGAAAAUCCAAUCGUUCUUCGUCUCAAAAACAGGUAUACAGAUGGCAGAGAUCGAAGAUGGUGAGAUGGUAGAUAUUGAAGGAGAUGAGGAACCUCCGAAGUUAACGAUCACGAGUGGAGACUGGGAGGGGCAUCUGAGAACUGUGAAACUUCGGAAAGAAGACGUGAAUAGACUCGUGAUGAAUCUUUUUGUGGUUGAAGGGUAUGCAGAAGCUGUGGAGAAAUUCCAAAAGGAGUCUGGAACUAAGCCAGAAGCAGAUUCUGCGAGCAUCACUGGCCGGCUGGCUGUUGUCAAGGCUAUCCAAAGCGAAGAUAUUGACAAUGCUGUUGAGAAGUUGAAGGAUUUAAACCCUGAGAUACUGAAGACGAAUUUUCAUCUAAAUCAGCAAAGAUUGAUAGAAAUAAUCCGCUCGGGGAAUAUAGAUGAGGCCUUAGCGUUUUCUCAGAAAGAGCUUACACCAAUUGGAGAACAGAACCGGGUGUUUCUGGGAGAAUUGGAAAAAACUCUUACGCUGCUCGGCUUUGAAGAUCCCACUACCUGCCCGCUGAGAGAGCUUCUUACCAGCUCACAGUGGAUGAAGACAGCUGCCGAAGUAGAUGCAGCGAUUAUUACAAGCCAGACUGGUGAAAAAUAUGGCAAACUUCAACACUUGGUGAAGAUGCUGAAUUGGACUCAGAAUCAACUGGAUGAAAAAUUAGAGUAUCCACGCAUGACUGUUUUGCCCAAUGGCCAGGUCACAAACCCAUCAGAAUGAGUCUUAUCACCUCUUUUCAGCGAUUAAAGGCUCUGCCAAAGGGAACAUAUAUAGUGAGAUAUAUAACCUGUUCUGUUACAAGAACAUGAGGAGACCAUUGCUUCAUAUUGUAUAUUUUGAUUGACAAGAAGUUUAGGCCCUUGCCCUUGUUAUGAUGUAGGCAUUUGCUUUGUAAUGGAAAAAAUAUUGGACCACUUGGUGGUAACAGUAAACAAGAGAUGUAGGCUAAUGGCUAGGCUUUUAUUCUCCAACAUAGUACGGUUCCUAGAAAGCUACCAGUGAAGGGUCUAUUGAAUUGGUUUUGAAGUUUGUUGGGUGUGUUGACCAGCUGCUAACCAAAAAAGUUGCUUCUUUGUCUCCUUA
This is a messenger RNA of Capsella rubella, 1227 nucleotides long. RefSeq names its product protein GID8 homolog. The record is from RefSeq and is a predicted model, not a curated record. Lineage: Eukaryota; Viridiplantae; Streptophyta; Magnoliopsida; Brassicales; Brassicaceae. Gene Ontology annotation, cellular component: cytoplasm; nucleus. Gene Ontology annotation, molecular function: protein binding. Bases 151 to 864 code for a protein of 237 amino acids. Gene Ontology annotation, biological process: proteasome-mediated ubiquitin-dependent protein catabolic process. The transcript is spliced from 8 exons.